UCCCGCUACUCUAUUGCUCACAAAUCUUGUUUUUCUAUUCUAAUCCUUCAAGGAAUUAGAUCGAUUAUAAUUCAAUAACAAAUAUAAGAAUGUAAUUAUCCUAUUUUAAUUGAGAACUACUAUUUUAGAACCCUAAGUCACACAUGAAUUUUGCUUCCUUGUGAUAUUAAAUUUAACCAAAUUAGCCAUCAACAAAGAUCGUAGAGAAUUUCGGUUCUUAGUAUCAUAGAGAAUUUUAGUAUUUUUCAUUCUUAAGAUGAUGAGAUAAAUAGAAUAUGUAACUUUAAAGAUUAUUUAUUUAUGUGUGAAGGUUAUUAAAACAUGCUGAAACUAAUUAUUUGUCUCCAUAACCAAGACUCAGCUUAGGACACUUUGCAUCAUUUUGCGUCCUAUAAUUAGUAGAAAUUUGGCGUUCUCUAGAUUGGGCGUUUCACUGGUUUUGACCGCUGGAUUUGUCUCAUUUAUGAUAGCCAAUAGCUUUUUCCAAGGGGUUGUUGGUGUGAGUAAGAAAUGUCUUUGUUUUGAGGUGAAGGAAAUCUUUAAUUGUCAAUUAACAGGUGUGACAACUCAUCCUUUUAUUUUUCUUUUAAGAAAAAGAAAACAACUACAUUAGAUAAUUAGCCAACGGCUACAAAAAGGUUGGGCAUAUCUGCCCAAUUAAAAACUCCUCCCCAAGAGCGUAAUACACACUGAAUCCAAAAUAUGUAAAACAUUUCCAAUGACCUCAUUAGCUAAUCUCAAAAUACCUCGGACUUUAUAUACCAAGAAAUUGGAGUUAGUCAAUUCACUUUUUAGAAUUAGAAUAUACUAUUUUGCUCCACUCGAACCCUCACCCUCAUCCUUCAGCCUAUCCGAAGAACCUAGAAGAAUCAUGGCCUCAACUAAGUCGGUCUACAGAGUGUAGCGGUAAAAGAUUAUGAGUAGUCCGAUUCAUAUGUCAUAUAUAAUUAUGCACCUUGUAGAGUGUCUAAAUAAAACCUAUCGUGGAAAUGAGUUUUCUAUGUGCCCAUAAGAUGACAUUCAUGGUCAUGCGUGCGUGAGCCACAUGAAAUGUUUGCGAGUCAUAGCUGUUGUGACCACGAUCAUGUGGCACCACCACAACGGAGGCGGCCCCAAACACAGAUGCGUGGCAGUGAAGCAAAGCGGACCACGACCCAUCUCGUUGCUUAAUCCUAACCGAGCAAUCCAAGGUGAGGUUUUUGCUUGGGUUUGUAGGAGAAGAGAGGAGAGGAGAGAGAGAGAGAGAGAGAGAGAGAGAGAGAGAGAGGGAGGAAGAUGGGGAGAAUUUUGAUGGUGGAGUUGGAUGGGAGGGUCUACCGCUGCCCAUUCUGCCGAACCCAAUUGGCUCUCAUAGAAGAUCUCAUCUCCAAGUCUUUCCAUUGUCGUCAUGGGAAGGCGUACCUGUUCAAUCAUGGUACAAAUAUCUCUGUCGGAGACGAAGAAGAGAGAGUGCUGUUUUCUGGAAUGCACACCGUAGCUGACAUUUUCUGCUGCUGCUGUGGACAAAAUGUUGGUUGGAAAUACAUGAUGAUCUCAAAGCUGUUGGAAGUCAAUUUUAUAUGCGGGCUAACACAUUGUAACCGGGUGGUCGCACAAGAGAAGAUCCAAAAGUACAAAGAAGGAAAAUUCGUCUUGGAAAGGGGUAGAAUAGCUGAUGGAACUGACUUGGAGUUCUACGUCGAUACCCGUCCGAGCGGGAGUGGUAAUAAGUAUUAGCUGACCGACCGACCAUAGAGGCCCGACCCAGUGUUGGAAGUGGACAAGUUGAGCACAUGCGAAGCUGGUGUGCUCAUCCUCGGAGUCCAAACGUGCGGCGGGCACGGCGGAAACGCUCGCGUCCCGUCGAUUCUUUUUACCGCUGUCGUGCAGCAGUAUGCUGUCUCUCUCAGUCCAUCAGCUCCCCCACGGCCAACACACAACACCUGCCUCCUCACAGGAAGACUUCGCAGCGCCCCGAUGUACCACGCUGGGUUACGUGUCAUAUGAACCAUCGGUGCCCCCCCCCCCUUCCCCACCCGGGGGGGCUCAUGCAUUCCCGAGGACGCCAUCACUUCCUCUCACCUCACGGGUUACCCCGCCCCACGAACCACA
Musa acuminata AAA Group (dessert banana) is the source of this 2091-nucleotide messenger RNA. Its product is annotated as protein yippee-like At5g53940. The record is from RefSeq and is a predicted model, not a curated record. The transcript is spliced from 7 exons. Lineage: Eukaryota; Viridiplantae; Streptophyta; Magnoliopsida; Zingiberales; Musaceae. Bases 1276 to 1716 code for a protein of 146 amino acids.